CUUCUACAUAUAUUCUUUUGUCUUUUAAAAUGUAUUAAGCUUGAGAAUGAUCGCCUGUCAGUCAUUGAGAGAGACAAUCGAUUACUUGUGGAGAAGAUGUCUUACAUCAUGAGGACUACAGGAAGAAUAGACAACAAAAACGAUUAUGAGGCUAAAAGUCUGAACAGAAGAAAACGAGAGCAAGAAUUAUUGAGAAUGACCAAAGAGAAUCAUGCAAUUCUGGGAAGGAUUACAAACUGCAAGCCUCAAUAUAAGGUCCAGAAGUGGGAUGAAGACUGGCAAAAGGCUGUAGAGUACAUGAACAGUAUUGCAAGAUACCCUCGUGGAUUCUGCAGUUUGCAGAAUCAAAAGAAACAAAAGUACACCAAAAGAACACCGAAACGAGACAAACAGAAAACCAACCAUCUGAAAGAUGUGUGUCUGACAGACAAACCAGAAAAAGGAAAGGAAAGGAAAGGCACAACUAAUGAACAUCAAAGUGAAAAUCAAGGGGGAAAGGUGUCAAAAUGA
This is a messenger RNA of Gekko japonicus, 510 nucleotides long. RefSeq lists its product as uncharacterized. The record is from RefSeq and is a predicted model, not a curated record. The annotation marks the transcript as partial. The transcript is spliced from 3 exons. Lineage: Eukaryota; Metazoa; Chordata; Lepidosauria; Squamata; Gekkonidae.